CUACACCUUCCAUAAAGGAAUCACAUGAGUCGGUUCUAGGGCAUUUUCCUAUACCUCAGCUUCUCAUCUUCUUCUUCCAUUUUCCUUGUCAUCUCCUUCUCUCCCAUUCUAUCUUCUUCCAUUUUCCUCGUUUGAAUCUUUAAGUUUCUGAUCAGAAACUUUCAUAAUUGGAUCCACCUCAAGAUUAAGGUUUCUCAGAUAAUACAAAUCAUUCAUUUGUAAGUAGAUUAUCCCCUUGGCAAUCGAUCGGUCGUUUCGCUAUAUGCUUUAAUCUGAAACUUUAGUUGUAGUUUGAAGAUAAAUUUUGAGGUAAGAGCGUCUUUGAUCUGAGAUUUAGAGAUGAAGCGGUCGAGGAAAUCGAGAGGUGUUUCGUGGGCUCAUGGAGUUAAUCUUUGUCAGGUGAAGUUAUUCUCGUCAGAGGACUGCCCUUCGAAAGUUGGCUUGAAAUCUCCAGAUCAUCUCCAAGCUAAAACUCCCUGGAUGUUGCAUCCUUUAACUUCCGAAUUUAACGACUGUCCCCCUGGAUUUGAGGUCACUCAGUCAGGAAACCAAUUAGCAGAUCUGUCCUGCAUCUCUUCGAUUAAGUGGAAGUGUCCUCCCAAGUUUGUUAUGAAUUGCAACUGGUGUGUGGCAGCAGGAGAGGAAAGUAAAGAGGUAGAAUCUCAGAAAUUGAGGGAAAUGAGAUUUCUUGAAGCAGUUUAUCCCCGAGCUUCUGCUAUUCCACCAGGUGCGACAGUUUCUGUUGACAUUGAGGAUGAGCUUUACGAUGAUGGCCUCACUCCUCUUGUCCCUGUCAUUCCCAUUGAAGAAGAUGAGUGUGAAGAUACAGAGUCAGAUUCAGCUGCUGUAGGAAACUUCUCUACAAGCUCUCUGCCGAUGAUGGCUUCCAAUGUUAGGUUGGAUUCUGCAAUCCCAAAAAGUGCCACGGAAACAUCUGCUGUUGAAAAACCUAUCGAAAAUUUACCCGAUGUUGGUGUAGAUGUCGCUGCUGCCGCCUCUACUGCAAUGGCGGUAUUGAUGAAAAGCACGGAGCAGGGAAGCAUGAUCGACACCAAUUUGCUCAUUAAAAUUUUCAGUGACCCGAAAAUGAUACAGAAUUUGACAAAUAUUCUCCCUCUAUCCGAAUCUGAGUCUGGGAGUCCACCCAUUGCCACUGCUGCAUCAGUACCCGCAACGAAGCCAGUUAGCGAAUCAGUUUCUUUGUCUCUGCCAAAAUUCGAUACGAUACCGAAACUCCCAAAUGGAAGCUUGCCAAAAGUGUUGAAUGGAUUCCCAUCUAUGGUAACCCCUGCUCUUCCUCAGAUGAGUACCUUCCCUGCAUCUGAUGUGAAGCCAGCCUCAGUCCCAGGCCACUUGCCAGCACUAGAUCUCAACAAGGUAAAUAUUACCAUACCAAAUGGCGGGAACUAUUCUAAAAUCGGUACAGUUCCCGCCCCGGUAAGUUCGGUAAGAAAAGAAGCACAGCAAUGGAAGGAUCUUAACUACUAUAAGAACCUAGUAAGACAACAUGGAGAUCAGAGGGACAGUAAGGAACAGAAACUAGGACAAGAUGGCAAUAAUCACAAUCAUCAUAAUCUGAAUAUGGUACAUGAGAUGAAAGCAGAAAACUUGAAACCCAAGAUUCAGAAACAAUGCAUAUAUUUUAAUGGCCCGAAAGGGUGUCGAAAUGGCAUAAAUUGCCAAUUCAAACAUGAUAUCUCACUUAAGAAUCAAAACGCUAAGAGAAUGAAACUGUGUGGCGAAGUUACAGGUAGGACGUAAUCGGGUUAAGCUUCACCAUUCAGAAAUUUCCUUUUUUUUUUUUUUUGGUGGCUCAGGCAAGGAAAGUAUGAUCUUUUUGUGAGGCAGGGAAAAAAUCUUGUGUUAAUUAUAAAGGAAAUCAGGAUGAAUUUCAACAAGAUUUCCAAGGGAGAAUUUUGAAUCUGGGAUAUUCGUUUAUUAGUAGUUGGUUGUUUGAGAUUAGCAGGGAUAAAUGGUUCCCUGCAUAAUCCUGCAGCAUGAAUGUGAAUUCUUAGCAUACGAUUCUAUUUA
Momordica charantia (bitter melon) is the source of this 2031-nucleotide messenger RNA. Its product is annotated as zinc finger CCCH domain-containing protein 6. The record is from RefSeq and is a predicted model, not a curated record. Lineage: Eukaryota; Viridiplantae; Streptophyta; Magnoliopsida; Cucurbitales; Cucurbitaceae. Gene Ontology annotation, molecular function: metal ion binding.